AUGGAAGGAGCUGAACUCUGCUUCCCAGAACUCCUCAACACCUCCUGCAGUAAACCAAACUAUUCCCCCUCUGAUAUGAUGUUCUUUUCUAUUAUUGUUUGUCUUAUUUCUUUUUUCAUAAUGAUUCUGAACUUGCUGGUCAUCAUUGCUAUCAUGCACUUCAGGCAGCUUCACACCUCCACAAACGUUCUCCUUCUUUCUCUGGCUUUCUCAGAUUUCAUUAUGGGUUUUCUGUUGUUCUUUCAAAUUUACUUGAAUGACUGCUGGUAUCUUGGCAACAUAAUGUGUGCUUUGAUUACUGUUUUAGGUUUUACUGUUGCAUCGACCUCAGUACAGACUAUGGUCCUCAUUUCAAUUGACCGCUAUAUAGCCAUCUGUGAUCCUUUACAUUAUCCCACUAAGGUUACUCUAAAAAGAACCCAAGUGUCUGUUUCUGUGAGUUGGACUUGUUCUCUUGUUUAUUCCACUGUAAUUUUAAAGGAGAAUCUGGAACAACCAGGCAGAUUUAAUUCAUGUGUUGGAGAGUGUACAUUUGAGAUAGGCCUCACUGGAUUUAUUGUUGAUCUCUUAUUUGUUUUUCUUCUUCCUAUUACUAUAAUCAUAAUUCUGUAUGUUACAGUCUUUGUGGUGGCUGUGUCUCAGAUUCGGGCCAUGCGCUCUCAUGUUGCAGCCGUCACACAUCAGAGUUCAGGAAAAGGAAAACCGAAGAAAUCUGAAAUAAAAGCUGCCAGGACUCUUGGGGUUGUUAUAAUUGUGUUUCUGUUGUGCCUUUGUCCAUAUUUUUGUGUCUCAGUUCUGAGCCCAGAGAGUAUAUUCAGUAGUUUAUCAGGUGCAUAUCUCCUAAUAUUAUACUAUGUUAAUUCCUGUCUAAACCCUCUGAUUUAUGCAUUAUUCUACCCCUGGUUUAGAAAAUCUAUCAAAAUUAUUGUUACACUUAAAAUUCUCAAGUCUGGCUCGUCAGAUGCAAACUUACUGUAAACCUAAAUAAUGUAUAUUACUUUGUUAAAGUAUAAUUAAUCAUUUUGACACAUAUGAACUUAAUCUUCAAUGUAUUUCAAUGUAAUGUACAUAAUAAUGCUGACAUAUGAAGUAACAGUGAAGGUUUUGGUGACAGGACUGAUUCUUUAUAGCACUUUUCUUGUUACAUUAACCACUGAAAUCGCUUUUCACAAGAUCUACUGUACAUUUUAUAUGCAAGCAUCCAUUCACCCACAUUAUUAUUGAUAGUUUCACUUUAUUUCAGAUCCUUCAUUUUGGUUCAGAAAAUGUUUAGACAUUAACUCAAGUCGCUCUUUCAUUAAUAUUGUCCACCAUUGCCACAAGCUGUCAUAUACUGCAAGUUGAGUGCAUAUGCUUAUGUGUAUGUGUGUUAUGAAGAACGGAUCCAUAUUGUGUUUUCCUAACUUGUCUCUGUCAUUAUAGUACAUUAUAGUACAGUUAACCU
Xiphophorus hellerii (green swordtail) is the source of this 1444-nucleotide messenger RNA. Its product is annotated as trace amine-associated receptor 13c-like. Gene Ontology annotation, cellular component: membrane. Lineage: Eukaryota; Metazoa; Chordata; Actinopteri; Cyprinodontiformes; Poeciliidae. The transcript is spliced from 2 exons. The record is from RefSeq and is a predicted model, not a curated record. Gene Ontology annotation, molecular function: trace-amine receptor activity. Gene Ontology annotation, biological process: G protein-coupled receptor signaling pathway; cell surface receptor signaling pathway. Bases 1 to 978 code for a protein of 325 amino acids.